Messenger RNA from Olea europaea var. sylvestris, 585 nucleotides. Its product is annotated as eukaryotic translation initiation factor 1A-like. Gene Ontology annotation, cellular component: cytoplasm. Gene Ontology annotation, biological process: translational initiation. The transcript has a single exon. Lineage: Eukaryota; Viridiplantae; Streptophyta; Magnoliopsida; Lamiales; Oleaceae. The record is from RefSeq and is a predicted model, not a curated record. Bases 83 to 361 code for a protein of 92 amino acids. Gene Ontology annotation, molecular function: translation initiation factor activity; RNA binding.
UCUCCGCUACCCUUUCAACAAAUUUAUCAAACACCAGAAAAGAAAAGUAAAAGGACAGCCGUUGGAUCUAGGGUUUAUCAACAUGCCGAAGAACAAGGGAAAGGGAGGGAAGAACAGGAAGAGGGGGAAGAACGAGGCAGAUGACGAGAAACGGGAGCUCGUUUUCAAGGAAGAUGGACAGGAAUACGCCCAGGUGUUGCGUAUGUUGGGGAACGGCAGAUGCGAAGCCACGUGCAUCGACGGAACUAAGCGUCUCUGCCAUAUCCGUGGAAAGAUGCACAAGAAGGUCUGGAUUGCUGCUGGCGAUAUUAUUCUCGUUGGCCUCCGUGAUUAUCAGGUCUCUAUUUUCCCCCCUUUUUAGUAUUUUUACUCGUAUUAAGCCCUAGAUUAGCGAUGCAGACGACGUCCAUGGUGACCAUAUUCCAAAACUACUAAUUAAAAGUUGUGUAGGGGGGGAUAGGGAAGCCUCUAUUCAUUCCCCCUUCUCAUUUUACAUUCUUGAAUUACAAUAGAGUGAUAGACACAUAUUUCCACCAAAUCUGAAGAAUUAGUAGCAAAUAAAACCAUAAUUUAAAACUGAUUUAU